UGCACCGUUAUAUUAAAGGGCAUUGUUAGCGCCUCAAGAGCCACCGUAUUUUUGUCAAAAAAAAAAUUAAUUAAAAAAUUUUCGAAUGAACAUUUCGAAUGACGUUCCUAAACUAGAUAAUUUAAUUUCAUUUUUGGAAAAGCGUUCUCAGAUUUUAGAAAAUAUUCAUAAGACCACGUUCGUGAAACCAAGGUGUAGUCAAGAUAGAGUUAAACCGAAAAGCUUGUUCGUGAAAUGUAACAAUUCUAUGUCUCAUUGUAUUUUAUGUAAGCAAAAUCAUCCUGUUUACACUUGUGAUUCCUUUUUACGGCUGGAAGCCUCCCAAAGAAACGAUGUUGUGGCCAAAAACAACCUCUGUUUCAAUUGCUUAAGUGAUCGGCAUAAGUUAUCCAGUUGCAACUCUAAGAGCUGCUGUAAGAUAUGCCGAAAGCGACAUAAUACAUUACUGCAUCGAGAGAAACAAGCUAUGAUUGGUUCAAAUGUGCCAGUGGUCGUCAGCAAACCGACUCCAAUCAAGCAAGACCUUAAUCCCGACGCAAUAGAGUUUCGUGAAAGUAUACCUCACUCACUGUCAUGCAUUGACAAUGGAAAUAAGACAGUAAUUCUCUCGACAGCCAUGGUUUGGGUUUUAAAUCAUACUACCGGAGCCAGCAUUCAAGCGCGCGCAGUAUUGGACUCGGGCAGUAUGUCAAAUAUCGUUACUGGAGAUUUCGCAAGUCGUCUGGGUACCCCGCAAGAAAGAAUCGAUCUCACAGUCUCCAGUAUAAGUGGAAAUAAAACCUCGGUCAAGUUUAGGCUGAUUGCCACAAUAAUAAACGGCAAUGGAUCUUUUUCUAAGAAGCUAGAGUUCUUGGUGGUGCCAAGGAUCACGGAUUUACUCCCUGUUUCCUCUGUACACAUUAGCAAAACAGAAAUUCCACGUCAGUUAGCGGAUCCAAGAUUUGCUACACCAGGCAAGAUUGACAUGCUUAUUGGAGCUGAAGCAUUCUUUGAAAUAGUUAAGAACGAUCAAAUUCUAUCUGAAUGCAGUAAAUAUAUUCCACUUGAGCAGAGGGCAAAUUGA
Molecule: messenger RNA, 1063 nt
Organism: Centruroides sculpturatus (bark scorpion)
Lineage: Eukaryota; Metazoa; Arthropoda; Arachnida; Scorpiones; Buthidae
Exons: 2
Coding region: 86-1063 (325 amino acids)
Source: RefSeq, a predicted model, not a curated record